Molecule: messenger RNA, 1105 nt
Organism: Dioscorea cayenensis subsp. rotundata (Guinea yam)
Lineage: Eukaryota; Viridiplantae; Streptophyta; Magnoliopsida; Dioscoreales; Dioscoreaceae
Product: eukaryotic translation initiation factor 3 subunit G-like
Exons: 2
Coding region: 62-946 (294 amino acids)
Cellular component (GO): eukaryotic translation initiation factor 3 complex; cytoplasm
Molecular function (GO): RNA binding; translation initiation factor activity
Source: RefSeq, a predicted model, not a curated record
AAAGAGCAAAAGCUAGGGUUUCACUUUCGUUGUGGAUCAAGGUCUAGGGUUUUCUCCAGAAAUGGCGGUGGAUUCAUUGCGAGCACCACAGAGCAAGCUUCGAUGGGGGGAGCUUGAUGAGGACGAUGGCGAGGAUCUCGACUUCUUGUUGCCGCCGAAGAUUGUCGAAGGCCCUGACGAGAACGGAGUGAAGAGAGUCAUCGAAUACCGAUUUAACGAGGAUGGAAACAAGGUCAAGGUCACCACCACCACCCGUGUCCGCAAGCUUGCCCGUGCCCGCCUCAGCAAGCGUGCGAUGGAGCGGAGGUCUUGGAGCAAGUUCGGGGAUGCCGCCCAUGAAGACGCUGGAAGCCGCCUCACCAUGGUUUCUACAGAGGAGAUCGUCCUCGAGCGACCUAGGGCUCCAGGUAGCCAAGCGGAAGAAGUAAAGGUUGCCGGUGAUCCAUUAGCUGCUAUGGGAAAAGCAGGAGCUGUCCUUAUGGUAUGCCGGACAUGUGGCAAGAAGGGUGAUCACUGGACAUCAAAAUGCCCAUACAAAGAUUUGGCUCCACAGGUUGAUGGCUUUGUUGACAAGCCUCCAACAGAAACCUCAGCUUCAGCAGGUGCUGGCAAGGGCGCAGGUGGUGCAUAUGUGCCUCCCAGCAUGAGAGCAGGUGCUGAGCGAUCUGGAACUGAAAUGAGACGUCGGAAUGAUGAGAACUCAGUCCGAGUUACAAAUCUUUCAGAAGAUACACGUGAACCUGACCUCCUUGAGCUUUUCCGUGCUUUCGGCCCUGUUACCCGUGUCUAUGUUGCUGUGGAUCAAAAGACUGGUAUGAGCCGUGGAUUUGGCUUUGUUAACUUUGUAAGCAAGGAAGAUGCUGAGAGAGCCAUCAACAAGCUUAAUGGUUAUGGUUAUGACAACCUUAUUCUGCGUGUUGAGUGGGCUACACCAAGGCCAAAUUGAGUUGAUCUCUAAUUUUGAGUUCGGACCCUGCCGCUUUCUCAACUAUCUUUUUUUGUUUCUAUAAAAUUUUCUUUUGGAUAUUCAGGCAUUUCAAUGAUGAAGAUGUUUUUGUUUGCAACAUAUAUGUGCCAUCUUUAUGCUACUCAAUUAUGUGAAAUA